Manihot esculenta (cassava) is the source of this 1665-nucleotide messenger RNA. Its product is annotated as glutaminyl-peptide cyclotransferase. Gene Ontology annotation, molecular function: protein binding; glutaminyl-peptide cyclotransferase activity. NCBI's taxonomy places the organism in Eukaryota, Viridiplantae, Streptophyta, Magnoliopsida, Malpighiales, Euphorbiaceae. The record is from RefSeq and is a predicted model, not a curated record. The coding region runs from base 264 to 1220 and encodes 318 amino acids. The transcript has 11 exons.
CAUUGAAAAGACACCGGCGGGGAAGGUCUUGAAGACAUGGUAAUGACCGCACCUGAUUAAAGACACAUCGGCAGGAAAAUCGAUUUCUUUUUUUUGAAAUUACAAAUUGGAGAAAUUGGUCAACAAAAAUUCACUGACCAACCAACCACACAAAGACAGCUAACGCCUACAGUUAGCCAAUUCCGGUCAGUCGAUCACCCUCCCCAAAUUUCUCUUCUCAAACCCUUCCGUCUCUGCUUCACGAACAAUGAACAUUUUCCUUUAUGGGGGCCAAAUCGCUCAAUAAGAGGUCUAGCAAGAGCAAGCGAUCAGCCUCCAAGCCAGACAAUAUCAUGCCAUCUGCAUCUUCUCAUUUCAGUUUUACGAAAGUGCCGCUGCUUGUUUUAUUGGUUAUGGCCUUCGCCGUUGUCGCUCUACUGGGCAUUUCAUCAGUCAUGUGGAGCACUUUAACGUCCACUGAUCAUUCCCCCAAAUUCUAUGCAAUUCAAGUGCUCAAUGAGUUCCCUCACGACCCCAACUCCUUCACUCAGGGUCUGCUUUACGCAGGAAACGAUACAAUAUUUGAGUCAACGGGCCUCUAUGGCCAGUCAUCAGUUCGGAGGGUUGCUCUUCACUCUGGGGAGGUUGAGGUUCUUCAAGAGAUGGAUAGUUCUUAUUUUGGGGAAGGUUUAACUCUUCUUGGUGAAAGGCUGUUCCAAGUAACUUGGUUGACAAAAACUGGUUUCAUAUAUGAUCGAAACAAUUUAAGCAAAAUUGAGAAAUUUACUCAUCAGAUGCGUGAUGGUUGGGGUCUGGCAACCGAUGGAAAAGUUUUGUUUGGCAGUGAUGGAACUUCAAUGUUAUAUCAGCUUGACCCUCAAACAUUGAAAGUAAUUGCAAAACACAUUGUAAAAUACGAAAAUCAGGAAGUACACUACCUUAAUGAACUAGAAUUUGUAAAUGGUGAAGUUUGGGCUAAUGUUUGGCAGACUGAUUGCAUUGCAAGAAUCUCACACAAAGAUGGCACUGUGGUUGGUUGGAUUCUUCUUGAAAAUUUAAGGAAGGGAUUGAUAGCAGCUGGGCAAAGAGGCAUUGAUGUUUUAAAUGGUAUUGCAUGGGAUAGCAAUGACAACAGGAUUUUCGUUACGGGAAAAUUGUGGCCAAAGCUUUAUGAAAUCAAAUUGCAACCAGUAAGGAAACACGUUGACAGUGGAGUCAUUAAAAAGCUUUGCGUACCAUAAUAAACCAUGCCUAUGAAAUCUUGACGUGCCUGACAUUAAUUCUGGGUAAGAAGUCUACAGUCGGAGGGGAAUUUUUGACACCUUUGUUCGUGUAUGAUAAACUUGCACUUUUUGAAGUUAGGUUGCCAUACAAGAGAGAGAAUUGGAUUGAAGAAUGACAAUCACUUGAUUCUUGGGGGACUCGGUUCUUACUUGUAAGAUUAUUAAAAUGUACAAAAUUGACAUGCGCUGAAGACUCCCUUAGUUGUAAGAUUAUUAAACACUCUCUCCCUCUCUUCCUCUCUGUUGAAAUUCCAGGUGAGCAUGGAAAUCUACAGAAAAACUAAAGGUAUUUUAGUUAAGGGGGUAUUUUAUUAUAAUUUAGAUGAUUUUAUUGUUUUGUUAGUCGUCAUGUAGAAACUGACUUAAACAGAGGGAAUAUAUAAAUUGAAAGUAAUUAAUGUGA